UGGGGCGGUCGUCUCUGGAAUAAUGCACUUUAAUAGUAGAUUUAACAGUAAUAGUGCUUUUUAACUUUGAUUAAUAUACAUUUAAAAGGUAAAUCAUUAUAUCAUACUAUAUCAUUGUGACGUAUUCAUAACCUCCAACUAGAUACAACAUCAAGUAUGACUAGUAUUGCAGCAAAGACAUCAGCAAUGUUCAACAACGGCGUGACCAGCGUCGAAGUUGUGGACAGCGAUAACGAAGAUAUUGGCGUUGAAAGGAGUGGUAUUAAAAAGUUAUGGGUUCCUACAGUAAACAAAUUUCGACAAUUUUUCAAAUCGUCUCCGAAUACUAUGAUGAGUAAUAAUAAACGCCAUUGGCGCAAGCGUCAUAAUAAGGAAGACACUGAGAACGAUCAGUACUAUGACCAGGACGACGAACAAGACGAUUAUAGUGAUAAGCAGGAACUACACCAACAGGUUGAUGAUAGAAAUGGUAGUAAAAGUCAUGAUAUAGAAGAAGACGAUGAUGACGAUGAAGAGGACCAAGACGAAGAUAGACAAGUACGAAAGAAAAUGCUCAGAAAACAAAAUAAAAAAGAGGUAGAAGUAAAAAAAAAAAAAAAUACUGAAAUACGGUUAUUACUGGCUAAAUCAUCAGAUGAUGCUAAAAAGAACCCAAAAAUAAUUUCGGAAUCUACCGCUGUAGUAUCAAUAGUGGACGAAGUAGUUUGUAAAGAAAAUCUAAACACUAAUAUCAAUGAUGCCGAAAGAGAAACUUGGGAAAGGAAUGCAGAUUUUUUGCUAUCUAUUAUUGGUUUUGCAGUAGACUUGGCAAAUAUUUGGCGAUUUCCAUAUCUUUGUUACAGAAACGGCGGAGGAGCAUUUUUAAUACCGUACUUUUUAAUGUUGAUAUUUGGCGCGGUUCCCCUAUUUUACAUGGAACUCAUAUUAGGCCAAUACAAUAGACAGGGACCAAUAAGUGUGUGGAAGAAUGUAUGUCCUCUUUUUAAAGGAGUUGGAUUUUGUGCUGUGCUAGUUGCGUUUUAUGUAUCAUUUUACUAUAACGUUAUUAUUGGCUGGUCGCUGUAUUUUUUGGCAAUGAGUACAACCAGUAGCUCGGGACAGUUGCCAUGGGUGCACUGUAACAAUACCUGGAAUACAGACUUGUGCGUUGAACAGAAAGACGAUUGGGGAUCGGUCUAUAACCAAUCAUAUCAUGUUCAUAAUUACCUACCCAGAAUGCACGCAAAUGGGACUUUACUGCCGAUGUCCGAUGGUAUUUCAGCUACAGGCAGUAAUUUCAACAACCAGAGUUCACCAGCGGCUGAAUAUUUCCACCGUGGCGUGCUUGGCAUGAGCGACGGUCUCAACGAACUGGGAUAUCCAAAAUGGCAACUGGCGUUGUGCGUGUUCAUCGUGUACGUUAUGCUGUACUUGAGCUUGUUCAAAGGUGUCAAGUCGUCCGGAAUCGUCGUUUGGGGCACGGCCACGCUACCGUAUUUAGUAUUGACAAUCUUGUUGAUUAGAGGUCUCAUGUUGCCUGGUUCGCUAACCGGCAUAACCUAUUAUUUACAGCCCGAAUUGUACCGCCUUUUAGAUACACAAGUGUGGGUGGACGCAGCCGUUCAGAUAUUUUAUUCGGUAGGAGCCGGGUUUGGGGUUCACUUGUCAUACGCAUCAUACAACAAUAUAAAAAACAAUUGUUACACCGACUGCCUGAUCACAACGGCCGUCAACUGCUUCACCAGUUUCUUUUCCGGUUUUGUUAUAUUCACUUAUUUGGGUUUCAUGUCGCACAAACAACAUAAGCCCAUAAGUUCGGUAGCUACUGAGGGUCCUGGUCUGGUGUUUCAAGUUUAUCCCGAAGCUGUAGCAACGUUGCCCGGAUCAAAUAUCUGGGCCAUGUUGUUUUUCUUCAUGUCCAUCACGUUGGGCAUUGAUUCGGCGAUGGGUGGAUUAGAAUGCGUCAUUACUGGGCUGAUGGACGAAUUUAGUGGCUUCUUUAAGAACCGUAAAUGGCCACGCGAACGUUUCACGUUUGCAGUCAUAGGUAUAUCGUUUUGCGUGGCUCUGAUAAAUGUGACACCGGGUGGCAUUUAUAUGCUUCAUUUGUUGGACACGUAUGCUGCUGGUAUAUCUCUGCUGUGUUCGGCGUUAUUUGAAUGCAUAGCCGUAUCGUGGUUUUAUGGUUUGGAGAAAUUUUGCAACGACGUGGAAAGCAUGAUCGGCCACCGUCCCGGGUUAUAUUGGCGAUUAUGUUGGAAAUUCGUCAGCCCAAUGUUCAUUAUAGGUGUAGUGACUUUUGCUUUGAUUGAUCACAAACCGUUAAGCUACAAUGGUUACGUAUAUCCAGAAUGGGCUGAAUGGUUAGGCUGGACCCUAGCCUUUUCGUCAAUACUUAUGAUACCUGGUAUGGCUAUAGUGCAAAUGUGCAGAGCAAGCGGUUCGUUUAAAAAGAGAUUGGCUUAUAACAUCACGCCGUUGAAUGAGCGUGAAUCGAUGGAAAAGAAUAAAGGCGAAUGUUCCAGAUUUCGUCUAAAACACUGGCUCUAUAUAUAGUAUAACUGAUCAUUUAAAUGUAUUCAGGUUUUUUUUUUAUAUAAAUUAUAAUUAUAUCGCUUUGUGUUUCGUUAAUUAACAACACAUUUCCGCUAUUGGCUAAUAUAACGAAAAAAUAAAAAACAAAACAAAUUAGACAAUAGUUAGGUAAGUAUAAUAAUAUACAAUAAUAAUAUUUUUAACAGAAUUAUAAAUUAUACACACAGAUAUAACUCGUUUUAUAAAUCUAAUAUUAUAAUAAUUAGAUGGAACGUAUACGUACCUAUAAUAAACGUUUCGUUAAUUGGUAGACUAAUUUAAAACGAAAAAUGACUUUUGGCACUAAGUAUACGUACUUAGUAAGUAGUGUUUAAUAUUUUAUAUCAUGUACAAUUUCGCAUUUGCAACAAUAUUAUUAUGUAUCUAUUAUAUUAUUAUGUUUAUACAUUUUUCAGUAAGUUCAAUAAUGUUUUAAAUGUUGUUUUUAAUGUUUGAUAAUGGAUAUUCUAUCAUUUAUGAAACAGAAUCUUACAACAUUAUUGGGCGCUCUGUAUAUUAUAUUGUUAUGCAAAACUGCCAAGUUUGAAGUUAUAAAACGUCAUACUUAAAUUUACUAUCUAAAUGUUUAAAUUUAUCAAUAUUAU
Rhopalosiphum maidis (corn leaf aphid) is the source of this 3158-nucleotide messenger RNA. Its product is annotated as sodium-dependent noradrenaline transporter-like. Gene Ontology annotation, cellular component: neuronal cell body membrane; presynaptic membrane; neuron projection. Gene Ontology annotation, biological process: sodium ion transmembrane transport; dopamine uptake involved in synaptic transmission. Gene Ontology annotation, molecular function: dopamine:sodium symporter activity. NCBI's taxonomy places the organism in Eukaryota, Metazoa, Arthropoda, Insecta, Hemiptera, Aphididae. The transcript has 15 exons. The coding region runs from base 157 to 2535 and encodes 792 amino acids. The record is from RefSeq and is a predicted model, not a curated record.